Messenger RNA from Pleuronectes platessa (European plaice), 2862 nucleotides. RefSeq lists its product as uncharacterized. The coding region runs from base 374 to 1894 and encodes 506 amino acids. Gene Ontology annotation, biological process: regulation of transcription by RNA polymerase II. Gene Ontology annotation, cellular component: nucleus. Gene Ontology annotation, molecular function: RNA polymerase II transcription regulatory region sequence-specific DNA binding; DNA-binding transcription activator activity, RNA polymerase II-specific. The transcript is spliced from 4 exons. The record is from RefSeq and is a predicted model, not a curated record. Lineage: Eukaryota; Metazoa; Chordata; Actinopteri; Pleuronectiformes; Pleuronectidae.
GUGGAAUCAUGGGAAAGUCCCCGGGUCCAUGACGUAACGACCAGGGUGAGCGCUGCAAACCGCGCAGUGAUCCCGUCUCGCGUGAUCAGGUCCCGGGCAUCAGGAGUUGGAGAAGUAGCGGCUUUUAAAAACUUUCUGUCCGCAAGUGAUCUCGGCGAAAUAGCGCUUCGACAAGAGUCUGCGGCUUCCGGAGGAGACAAGAUGUCUUUUUAAAGUGUCUCCGUGUUCGUGCUCGCCUCACUGCUCCGUGUGCUCCGCUCUUGCAGCGCACUUCUACCGCACCACUCAGAAACUAUGGGGUCUUCCACCGUUCUUUCAUCCACCCAGUGCACGGUUUGUGCUUUUGAACAAUUCGAUCGCAGCAGACGACACAAUGGCGGCAUCGAUCCUUCGCAAGAAAAUUCCUCCCAUUUCCACAGGCGGGCUCGUCGCAACCCUUCUCCAACAGGCUAGCCACAGCCAAUCACGGACCAGGACAGGGGCGGAGCCUGUGGAGAGGCAGCACUUAAUUGGUGAUGGUCACUCAGAUUGGAUGACGGAAAAAGUUGAUUUGUCUUCAUUUGUGUCGACGAGCGAGUCUUCUCCGAGCUCUUCCCUUCCACCCUCGCCAUUACAACAAGAUGUCAAGGUGCCCUCGGAUCUGGAGGUCAUGACCUCUCUGCUGCAGGAGGAGCUGGCUCAGCUGGAGGACUACUUCCGCUCCGAGUCCACAUCCACAACAAGCAAGUUGGAGAAAUCUUCAAAAUGUGACAAGGGUGCUCAAGCCAUGGGCUCCCAGUCUUAUUAUCAGUUACCCUAUGGGUCCUAUGGGUCCAGUCAAUCAGAAGCCAGCCCCGUGGUUGUUACCUUGGCAACAGGGGAACUGGACCUGGCAAGCUUCUGCGGCGGUCCCAUCGGCAGAACCAAAAUUGCUCGACCCGCACCGUACAACUACCAUCACCGCUACCACCACCACAACAAUGGGCGGAGAAUCAUCAGCGAGGCUGUGAAAGUCGGGGAGGAAGUUGGACUUGAUACAUGGGGCUCCAGGGGAGGUUACUCAGGAAGCACAGACUUGUCUGUGAACCACUACUCCACACUAAAGACGGUGAGCAAGAGCAGCCUGGGCAGCGUCAAGAAGGUGAGAGAAUGUCCGUUAUCGUUGAAGGAAGAGGAGAGUUACUGUUUCUCAGAAGGAAUGUUUUGCAGCGAAGAGAUUGCUCGAGGUUUUUGUCUGGGCGGCUCGUACGAGAGCCACCACAAGCGAGAUGGACAGCUGAUGCACAACGUGAAGGUCAAUGUAAGUUACGACAGUUCGGGGCUCGAUGUUUUGCACUGCGGCAAAGAUGGAGGACUUUCUGGAAGUAUUCCCCAAGAGACAAUGGUGGCCGGUGACGGCUACUUCCACCAGUCCAUGGCCAACGCAGAGCCUUACCAUAGCUUUAUAGGGGACCUAGAUCAGCCGUCACAAGCACAGGCUGUAGAGCCCCAACAUGGCCACUACCUCUAUCCAGAAUGCCUUGCAGACCAAAGCUACGAAUGUCUGUCCAGAGGGGAGGAAGAGGAGUCGCUGAUGGGAGCCCCCAUCAUCCACCGCCCCACCCAGAGGCUAAAGGAUGAGCACUGCUCCCUCAAACCGUCCCUGGUGAUGGGCUCCCCUUCUGUGGAGGGCCACACUGGAGAGAGGAAGCAGAAGAAGAGAGACCAGAACAAAACUGCUGCUCACAGGUACAGGCUGCGUAAGAGGGCGGAGCUGGACUGUUUGGAGGAGGAGCUGCAUGGCCUGGAGGGGCAGAACCGGGAGCUUCGUGACAAGGCGGAGUCGGUGGAGCGAGAAAUCCAGUACGUCAAAGAUUUACUGAUCGAGGUCUACAAGGCUCGCAGUCAGCGGCUCAAACAGGAUGGCAGUGCCUAGAAAACGCCCACGCUGACCUCACCUCCCCGAAUCUCCCAACCAGCAAGAGAAAAAUCAAGUCAAGAGCACCAACAGAUUUUUGUCUCACAAAAAUGAAAUGGUAGUUGCAUGAUUUUCGUAGAUCUUUUAUAAAAAAAAAAUUAAUAUAUAUAUAUAUAAAUAUAUAUAUAUAUAAUUGUUCCAAGAGGACGGCGACACGAAAACCCGGCUUUCUGAAAAACAAAAGAAAGGAGGAGUUUCCAGAUGGGUGACUAAAACUAUUACAAGCCUUAGUGAGGUGGCUUCUUUCUGGAGGAGAUGCUGAACUUGUCCGUGACCACUGUGAUCCGAACUGCACUCACAGCCUUGUGACGACUGAGUCUGCACUUGCGAUGGUUGAUCGUUUACAAAAACGCUCUUUGAAUUAGUAGUAGUGAUUGAAUUUGCUCGUGGUUUUUUGUGACACACAUCGGCAUUAUCGAGGCAGAUCCACACUAAAUAUAUAUUUUAUUUUGUAUUUUAUUUUUACCUAUUAAUGCUCAUUUAUCUUUUGCUUCAAACAAUCAAGUGAAUAAAAGGGAUUGCUGAUUUUUUUUUUUUUAAGUGUGUAACAUGCUCUACAAAUGUUCAUUAUCAGAAACAUUAAGAAAUUUGUAUUGCUAAAAUCUCCUUACCCCGCUGAAAUACCCAAUGCAUGUUUGAUUUUGGAAAAGCAUGUGCGAGUGUUAUUUGAAGGCAAUAUUCUGUUAACUGCAUGGCUUCAAGAUCUCCACCGCGUCAAUUGAACUCUUCUCUGAGUUUCACCCCUCUCUCUUUCCAGUGUGGCUCAUGCUCAGGUUUUGCUUUUCAGCUCUGAGGAACAGAAACAUUCACUGGCUUCAUUUUGUUCCCCCCCUUUUUCUCUUUUCUCUCUCUCUCUCUCUCUCUCGGCUGUAUUUUUGCGAACAAACAAUCACCUGUUGACGCAACAAUAAAUCGUUGUUGGGUAA